UCGAAGACGACUUAUAAAAGCCUUCAGUAGAAAAAUAAUAUGGUCAAGCUAAUCACAUUACAAGAGGUGUAUAUAAAUAUCGUAUAUCUGUGGCAAAAUUCCAUUUGCGUGUCUUGGUCCGUGGAUAAAGAGCAGAUUAGAGACAUAUUUACUGCCAGGUUUUUCAUAUACGUAGGAACAAACAUGUUGCUCAAAGACAUAUUCGCCGUUUUCAUGAUACCGUCCAUCGUUUCUCCCGAAAAUAACUCCAGCCUGGUUAAGAACUCGGAUAGCGUGGAGUUUGAAGACAUUUGGACAAAUUUCCCCAACAUAUUCAACAACUCGGGAGGAAGAAAGCUCUUUGGAGGGAGUAGUGCGAACGGGGACGUCGACCAAUUAUUGGUCCAAGUGAACGAUGACAUUCAAAAACUGCACCUCGACUACCCGGAUGACUACUUUGACCACUUGGAGGACAAGAGUGAGGAAGUCCGAGAGCUGAUUCGAAGGAGAAAGCAAAGUGUUCAAACAACGAAGUCGGUGGACGUCGACGUCGUGACAUCAGCAGAAUCUCUAGCACCAGAUGCGCCCAGUAGGUCAACCCCACUGUCAGACGAGGAAGAAGGAGGCCAAACAGAAUUCCCAAUUUUAAUUUUACCUUCUCCAAUUGACGCCACGACUACUGCCGCUACUACCACGACCACCAAAAAGCCAUCCAUCAUCAGCGAAGUGAAGAACGAAGCGAGCUCGUUUUUUGGGAAAAUUGUUAGCCCAAUUUCUAAUGCUGGAAGGAGUCUCUUUGGGAAGAAAACCACGACUACAACCACGACCACGACCACGACUACUACCACGCCAGCUCCGACAAAGCAAGUGGAGGUGACCAAACCGUGUCCCUUAACAUACCAGAUAUUCUUUCAGGGGGAGUGCCGUAACCUGUUACAAAAUCAGUACUGCCAACCCACCCAAUGGCUCAUAGAAGACCCCGACACACUGGGUGCCAAAUGUGUGGAAAACCCGUGUCACGCCAAGACCAACACGGCCUCCUUUGGAGAGAAGAAAUGCAUCACUGUGGGUCACGAGAGCGAGUGUCACACUGGAAUGAAGACGUACAUUUAUAGGUCGGGUGUGGUGGAAUGUGACUGCAAAGAGGGACAUUUGUUCAACAAAGAGGACGGGACUUGCUACCAAGCCUACACACGAGGCCCCUGUUCAAACGGACAGCACUUUAAAUUGUCCAAAGGGACGGAGGGAACCCCUGUCUGUAUGUCCAACCCCUGCGUUCAUGAAGACUAUUUCUGCAAUGCGCCCCGAUGCCCAAAGCAGAGAAAUUGUGAACGAAUGGGGUCCCCUUGUGGAGCGAACGGCGCGGCCAAGUAUGUCCUCGACCCGGUCACAUUCUCCCCUUAUUGCAACGAAGGCGAACUCGCGCUGCCACCUAAAAUUAUUGGUAAUGUCCCUAUCCUGACAUGUGCACCCGGAUCACGCAGGGACAUUCUCGGGAACUGUAGGACGCCUACAACGAUAGAUUUUAGUUAGAUCAUAAUCAAAUAAGCAUGCAAACCCCCAAGUCGAGCUUCUUUAAAACAUGUGCCGUGCUUUGUAGUAUCGUAUUGUAGAUAAUUUUAACUUCGGAUACACCCUCAUCAUAGUAGAAAAUUUGUUAAAAACCAAAUGAUCAGUCGGGUUGACGCACUUUGCUUUCCUAGCAAAAUCCCCAGUCACUUCGCUAGAACAGAGGGAGCAGGGUACAUGAUCUAAGCAAAAUAAUAAAUACCAGGAAUUGAGGGAAAUAUUACUGACGACCAGUGUGCCUUAACUUACCGAUUGAACAAUUUGGUUCUUGGGUCUGUGGAUGAAUCAUAUAAUGCAUUUCUAACAUCACAAAUAACGCUACCUGAAACCGUUUGAUCAUAAAUUAGUCCAAAAAAACAGCUCAUUGGAUUUUACAUGUGUGAAUCUGGCCCAUCCGCCGCAUAUGCAGGUAUCGCAAUCUGAGAUUUUGCUAGUGAGAGUUGGGAGUUUGCAAAAGCCAUUAGCACCUUUAUUUUUUAUCGUCAUUACUCGAAGGUAAGUAUGUACAAGCCAUGGAUGUAUAAGAAUCUCAGCUUCAUUCAUUUCGAUCGGACUCGUAAUUUAACUACAGUGUUCCUUAGCUUUGGUACAAGCGUUGCCAUUCAGCAGCAGGCUAAACUGAUUGCUCUUUUUGCAUUGACCAACAUAAUGAAUACGUCACUACAUCCACCUUGACCAUGAUGAAUGUAAAUGGCCAAAUUGGAUAUUACGUCAAGUGAUGUCAUUCAUAAUCAAUUCAUAAAACACCUUUUAAGAUCGAUGCAUUUCUUUGGCAUGUACAUAAAUAAAAGUUUCUGAGGCACGAGGACUAAUCAUCAAAUCACAUUUGUGAGAGCACCAGCAUUAAAAUCGAGUAGUAGACUAUACAGUAUUAAUCAAUAGAGGCUAAAAUUAAAAAUUAGUGCUAAAAAAUGGAAAGAAUUUUAAUUCUACUUUGUGCUCUAUCAGCCUUCCCAAUUUCUACGAGCAAAGCUAGCCCAAUUUUAACAAUUUUUGCUCAGGCACGACACACGAUGGCAAUCUCUUCUAGCACGGAAGGCAGCAAAACUAAUAGUAAUAUUUUGCACUAUCAAAACCCGGUUUUUGCUGAAGUUACCAAUGACGAACAGCAAAUUCUCGGCGCUACCUCCACUAUGAACCCUGCAAGUACAACUCUGCCCCCACAGCAGCAGCAAAUAUUGAAGGAUUCUACAAUGACGACGCAUCAAAUGCAACAAAACUACUCUUCUAGUUUAAAUUUCACGUGCAGCAACCCUUCACAAACUGAGUACAAAGGGAAGUGCUUGCAAGUGUUGCAACGACUCCCUUGUCCUCCUGGGGAAUGGUUGGUAGAAGAUGCGGCGUCCGGGAAGGGGACUUGCGUGGAAAAUAAGUGCCCCAACAAUGCCAACACUGGAUUCUAUAAAGGUCGAUGUGUCAAACUAUCAUCUGAGAACUGCCCCAGAGGGAUGAGAACUUAUAUUUACAAGACUGGUGUGGUGGACUGUGACUGUAAGGACGGUCACAUCUACAACUCGCAAGAUGGAUUCUGCUAUGAGGCCUACCGUCAAGGUCCAUGCAAAUCAGGAAUGGUCUUUAUCUCGACAACAGAUCAUGUUGGACGGACAACAACAAUGUGUAAAAGAAAUCCAUGCAAAACAGAUGGGUACUAUUGCAGUGGGGGAGACUUUAAGUGCGAACAACGAAAGAUUUCUACAUACUGGGUUUUCCCAAACUAUGGGCUAUUCAAAUUUCCAAAGACACAGCAACCUCUCGUCUCGUGCAUCAAAUUUGGUUCACCAUGCACAUCGAACGGACAAGGAGUAUUGGUUAUUCAUCCCGAAACAAACCAACCUUAUUGUCAGCAGGAUUUGCAUGACAUAAGCUUGGGUACUUCUAAUACGAGAAUUAUUGGAAAUGUCCCUAUUUUUAAAUGCGCAGCUGGAUCGAGGAGGGACAUUCUUGGCAACUGCAGAACUCCGACGGUGAUUGAUUUUAGCUAGCUAUUUAUUACUACUGAAUACUCAGCUUAACUUAUACGCAAUGAAAUUAAAAUAAAUUAUUGAAAUUUAAGUAA
Molecule: messenger RNA, 3604 nt
Organism: Folsomia candida
Lineage: Eukaryota; Metazoa; Arthropoda; Collembola; Entomobryomorpha; Isotomidae
Exons: 7
Coding region: 40-1512 (490 amino acids)
Source: RefSeq, a predicted model, not a curated record